AAACCUGGUCCUAAUAUUUCGCUACUGCAGAGGUCAAAUAUUGUUUUAUAACGAAGUACAUUUCAGUUCAAUGGACAUACUGUUUUAUUCCUAAUUAAAAAUAUGUUAUCAUUUCAUAUCAGUAUCCAUAACUAUGAAAUUAUAUAUAUAAAUGCGUAAAAUAACUAAUUCCAGAAGAUUUAUAAGCGUUAACAAAUUUGGGCUGAUCACCGUUCCAUAACAAAAGACGAACAUAACUAUUUCAACCAAUCAACUCACAUCUUGCAUUAAGUGGUAGGUUAGUGAAAAUUUCCCUUAAUUUAGGGUUUAAGAAAUAAGGUUAUUUUUCUUUCCAAAAUGUAUUCUUUUUCGGAAAGCCAAUACCCUUUCCGAUAGCUAAGGAUCAUAUUAUUCCAAUGGAUUAUAAGGCUGAUUUACUCCUCAUUAUGAUCUAAUAUAAAUUUUGCGAGUUAAGGGAAAUGCACAUUCAUUUAUGUACACUGUUGAAAUGGAUGCACUGUCACUCAAUGAUGUUUUUUUUAAAACUAUAAUGUGUGGUCGUAAGUGGAAUAACUUGGCGAAAAUUCUAAAUCCUAAAGUAAUGUGACUACAAUCUAGUGGAACUCAUUGACUGCACAAUUUUGCAAACAAAACCUUUAUUUUGUUUUUUAUUUUACUACAAUGGAGCGCCCUCCGUCUCCAGCACGGCUGGCCUACACCUCAGAUAAACAUCCGCGGCAUACAUUAGAGGCCAUCAAUGUUCUUCGGAAAUUGAGAGAACUGUGUGAUGUGGUGCUUAUUGUUGGACAACGAAAGAUUUUUGCUCAUCGUAUGAUUUUGUCAGCAUGCAGUCCUUACUUCCAUGCCAUGUUCACUGGAGAAUUAGCAGAGAGCCGUCAGACUGAGGUCACCAUAAGAGACAUUGACGAGAAUGCCAUGGAGCUUCUCAUAGACUUUUGUUAUACUGCAAACAUUACUGUUGAAGAAAGCAAUGUACAGACUUUACUGCCAGCUGCAUGCUUAUUGCAGCUAGCUGAAAUUCAAGAAGUGUGCUGUGAGUUCUUAAAACGGCAACUGGAUCCAUCCAAUUGCCUUGGGAUUCGUGCCUUUGCUGAUACUCAUGCCUGCCGAGACCUCCUAAGGAUAGCUGACAAAUUUACCCAACACAACUUUCAAGAGGUGAUGGAAAGUGAGGAAUUCUUAUUACUUCCUGUGAAUCAACUUGUUGAUAUAAUCUCCAGUGAUGAGCUGAAUGUACGAAGUGAAGAACAAGUCUACAACGCUGUCAUGGCAUGGGUCCGUUACAAUAUCCAAGAGAGAAGGCAGCAUCUUCCAACUGUCUUACAGCAUGUUCGUCUCCCUUUGAUGAGUCCGAAGUUCCUGGUUGGUACUGUAGGAUCUGAUCUGCUUAUAAAAAGUGAUGAAUCCUGUCGUGAUCUGCUAGAUGAAGCUAAAAACUACCUCCUCUUGCCUCAAGAAAGACCCCUCAUGCAGGGGCCACGAACAAGACCUCGGAAACCCAUUCGUUGUGGAGAAGUAUUGUUCGCUGUUGGUGGAUGGUGUAGUGGUGAUGCGAUAUCUAGCGUUGAGAGAUAUGACCCUCAGACAAGUGAAUGGCGCAUGGUAGCACCAAUGAGUAAACGACGCUGUGGUGUAGGUGUUGCUGUCUUAAAUGACCUUCUUUAUGCUGUAGGAGGCCAUGAUGGACAAUCUUAUUUAAACAGCAUUGAAAGAUAUGAUCCUCAAACAAAUCAGUGGAGCAGUGAUGUUGCACCAACUAGCUCUUGUCGAACAAGUGUUGGAGUAGCUGUAUUGGAUGGACACAUGUAUGCAGUUGGAGGCCAAGAUGGUGUAUCUUGCUUAAAUUUUGUAGAAAGAUAUGAUCCUCAGAUAAAUAAAUGGACCAAAGUGGCAUCUAUGAGUACCCGAAGGCUUGGAGUAGGUGUAGCUGUACUUGGUGGAUAUCUGUAUGCAGUUGGGGGCAGUGAUGGUACUUCCCCACUGAAUACAGUUGAACGCUAUGAUCCAAGAACUAAUCGCUGGAAUCCAGUGUCGCCAAUGGGAACCAGACGAAAACAUCUCGGUGUUGCUGUAUAUAACAACAUGAUAUAUGCUGUUGGUGGUCGAGAUGAUACAACAGAGUUAAGUAGUACAGAACGGUAUAACCCUCAAACAAACACAUGGCAACCAGUUGUAGCUAUGACCUCACGACGCAGUGGUGUGGGCUUGGCAGUUGUGAAUGGUCAGUUAAUGGCUAUUGGAGGGUUUGACGGCACAACAUAUUUAAAAACCAUUGAACUUUAUGACCCUGAACAGAACUGUUGGCGACUAUGUGGAAGCAUGAACUACCGUCGUCUUGGUGGUGGUGUCGGUGUGGUGCGAAUGCCACAGCAUGAACCCCAUCUCUGGUAGCACUAAUUGAGGCCUUUAUUGGCUUUAUUUUGUUUUUUUAUUUAUUUAUAUUUUUUCCCUAUUAAUGAAAAAGAGCAAUUAAAGGAAAAAAAGAGGAAAACAACCAACAAACAAAUGACAAGAAGGAAUGAAAGAGCAAAGAAGAAUAAAAGGGCCUUGGUGUUACCUGUCAUUGAAGAUGACACUUAGUUGUUUCUCACUUCUAGGGCCAUUCCUUUUACCAGCACCACCAGUGUAUCGAAAUCGUGUGGGUGUGGUGUUUGAGAAGCUUCACUAAAUGGCAGGAAGAUACACUUGUUGAUGAAUGGCUGCGCAGCACGUAGAUGUGUAUGUAAUCACAUUUUAUUUGUACAGUAUUUAUUUAUUAGGCUUCAUUUAAAAAAAAUAUAUUUAGACAACUUCAACUUUGUUUUUUUACAAUUUAUUUAUUUCAGAUUUUAAUCCCCUCUUACCAUAACUACUACUACUAAGUUAUCUUUUUUACUUCCUUUAUUCUGGAAUGCAUAAAUUUCUAAUCAGAACAUAUUUUCUAUUUAUGAAAGGUGAAAUCAUUGAUCUAAAUUUAUUUAUCCUUUGUUUUAUUCUAGUUUUUCUACCUUCCUUUUCUCAUGAUUUCUCUGCUUGGAAUAUUGCACUUUUCACCAUCAUUCUCAAAUUCAUUUCCAUUUAUUUUCCAAGUUUAAGAAGAUGUAUGAAAUAACCAAAGAAUAACUUAUGUUUUUCCUUCCUUUUAUUUUUAUUAAAUAUGUGAAAAAAAAAAGAAAGCAAGCAGAAAGAAAUGACACCCAGUUAAGGUUGCUAUAUAAUUCACAUUUGCCUCUGUCUAAAUUCUACUUUUUUUUCUGGAAGAGCAUUUUAGGCUUCAGAUGUUUCCAGAAUAUUUGGCUGUGUAUAUUUAUAACAUGUCUGCUUGUGAAAGGAAAAAAAAGCCCAUUUGCCCACCCUUCAUCAAAAUUUAAUUCAUUCUCAUGUUUCUCAUCCACUGGCAUUUAUUCUAAACUUUUUUUAUCCCAUAUCAACAUAUAUGUUGGAGGUUUUUUUUUUUAAGUUCAAGAAAUCAAUAUCUUUCUCACUCAUGAAAAAGUAAACCCAAUAGUAUGGAUGAAAUACAAUGAUAUUUUUUUUUCUUCUAUUUUCUUUCUUUAAGGUAAUUUUUAUUUCUGUAAAGUAUUUGAUCACAAAUUUAAUUUUAUAUAAACCUGAGCAGAUCAAUACAUAUGCCUAAACAAAAGUUUCAUCUUGUAGAGUAAGUAUGAAAGCAAACAAACUAAAUGCUACCAAAAUGUGGAACAUUUUGGAUGUUCACUAGACAAGUAAAUAGUCCGUAAUUUAUUCAUAUAUGAACUUUUUGGACCAUUAGAGAACAAAAAAUACCAAAUUUGCAGAGGAAAUUUAAAGAAACAUUUUAAUUUUUAAAAACUGUACCCUUAGAUUAUUAAGUGUAUUUUUUCUGUAAAUAAUAUAUUGUAAAAGCAAUUUUCUAUAUAAAGAUUUCAUUAUUUUAGUGGUUUCUUCUGCUUGAAUACAAAUUUUAAGUUUUGAGAAGAUUUGAAUUCACCGUUGACAUAUCAGUGACACUUUUAAUAUCUUAAAGCUAUUCUGCUUCUCUACUGACUAGGCAUGCACACUACCCCAACACACACACACACACACACACAAAAUUGUCUUUUUAGUGAUGAAGGGAAGGAAGAUUGUAGUAAAGGCUCUUUUGGAUCCUGCAGCUUCAAGCACAUUUCUCUCUCUUUCUAUCUUUCACAAACAACAUACAUCAAGCAUUAACAGGUGAAGUUGUAGAUUGUUUACUAGUGUUUUAUAUAUUCUCCAGUAAAAUCUAUUUAAAACUAUAGAUAUUUGUAUUUGCAUUAAAGUCAAAAAUGUAAACUGCUUCCAAACUGAAUCUAUUAUUACAGAGGUAUGUGGAUUCAGUUAGUUAUCUUAAUUAUAUGUUCUCUGAAAGAACAAACCAUCAUCUACUUUCCAACAAUAAUUAUUUAUUUGAUAAAAUGUUGUUGGGUUUUGAAAUAGGUUUCUGAUUUUCCACAUUGUCUUCUUUAGGUUCAGAUAACAGUUAUUUUUAGGAAUCAUUCAUAUUUGUGUGAUAGCAGUAUGGUGGACUUGAUAGAAAUUUUUAUAUCAUUUAUAUAUAUAUAUAUAUAUAUAUAUAUAUCUUAUAUUUCAAUAACAGCAAAAUACUUUCAUGGAAUAGAAUUAGAACAUCAUUAAAAUAAAAUAUCUUACUAUGGUAUAUGUUCAAAGCAAUAUAGAUUUGCUAGAUGCUGCUGUUUCAUUGUUUAAUUUCAUGUGGUAAUAGAUAGCAAUUUAGUUCAAUUGUUAAUACAUAUAAAAGUUUAUAAACAUUUAUAAUAAAUUGUAAUAUGCUUCAAAUUGAUGAUUUACUUACAGUAAAUAACCCUAAUUAGUUAAAAUCAUAUGAAAGAAUUAAUAUUAGAAAAUACAUGAGAUAUUACUUUUACUUAAGUAUUCAUGUACUUUUGAUAUAGCUAUUUUAAACUUAAAACUGUAAAGAAAAAAUCUGUUUAUAAGAAGCUAGAUAUUUUUCAUUUCUGACAUAUCAGUUAGCAUUAGAAGUUAUAGUCUGAAGUUUCUAUACACAUUUCCAAAACUCCAAGUUAUUCAUAUUAAAUAUGAUGAAAUCAUUUCUGCUUAAAAUUUUAAUACUGUUUCAGGAUUUAAACUAGGGAGGUUAUUUUGUUGUUGUUUGUUGGGUUUUUUUACUCUGAUGAAAAAUUAUAGUUUACUCAUGUUUUUGUUGAAAAUUCAAAGAAGCAAAAAUAAAAUAGUGGGUAGGAGGUAUUAUGGAAUUGUUUUAAUUCAUUUUAGUGUAACUCCAAAAAGUUAGUCACAUACUUGCAGUCACCAUCAAUUCUGAAUAGUAGUCUAUCUUCCUUUAUAGUUUCACCUUUGCUUAUAAAAUAACCACCAAAUAUAUACUUGGUCAAUUCAAUCAACUAUACCUCUUCUCUACAAAUGAGUUACCAUGUGCUUAUGUUAUAAUCAUCAUUGAUUAUAUCUUAUAUGUACUGGUGACAAUAUUAGAUUCCCUCAUAAGGUUCUGCAUCUGCAUGCUUAGGAUGAUUGAAAACUGGAUGUUUGAUGAUGAGGGUGGAUUAGUUUGGUUUGGAUCAUUGGCUUCAGGAUCAUAUAGUUGCCUCAUCAUUCAUACUAGGAUACUUCUGAAUAUGCCCACAUAAUUGAUGUUAAUAAUCUGCAAACUUUUUCAUUAUUGAUUCUAAGAUUAAAUCAUAACAAGAUUUUGUCAUUUGAAAAAAAGUUAUCAUUUGUGAGUAAUGGUAAGCUUCAAGUAGAAGCAAGUUUAUAACCUAGUUAUAUUUCCUAGUUGAAGCAAUUUCACUUCAUUUACAUUGCCUGAUUGCCACAUUGUUUCCCACCCAUCUCUAUAUAUUUUAGGUCUGAGUGCCAAUCUACUGCUUGUCAAGAAGCAGGAAAGUUGAUUCUGUGCACAAGUACUCUACUCAUCAUCAUUGUAAUGUUGCACAGGCAUUUCUUCCCUAAUUAAUUAUUCCAGUCAAAUAUCAAAGAUCAAUCAUUAUUCUGUUAUUUUUGCAACUAGUUUAUUUUGCUUGUUCUUUAGAGAAAAUUAAUGAAAUAUUCCCUUCAAAAACUUUCACCUUAAAUUUAAGCAAUUGACGUAACUAUGUGUAAUCUCUACAGUUUAUCAUUUCAACAGUGAAAUUCAUUUGGGAAAAACAGAACUUUCAUUUCAUUGAUUUCACUGUACAUUUGAAAUGUUCCUAAAUUCUAUUUUCUCAAAUAAAACCAUUUUUUAAAGAAUUUUCUUAAUUUUUUUUUUAUUUACUAUUUAUUGUUUAUUGUAAUAUGUUGAACCACAUCCUAAUCUUAGACUCAUUUAACUAUCUGAGUCUUCUCUCUCUCUUUCUCUUGGAUUUGGUUGCUAGUCCAUGUGUGUUGUUCAUGGUUAGAUUUAAAUCACUGCAAUAUAAGUGAUUUAGAUAAGAGCAGUGAAUUUUACUUUUCAAUAAAACCUAUUCAGGUUUUUAUGGAUACAGCACAGUGAAGCUUACUGGAUUAAGAAUAUUAACAAUGGGUGUUAGUGCAGUACUCUAAUAACUUGCUUCAUUAACUCUCUCUUCGUGAUGUUUACAUUAAAAAGUUGUUACAUUAAAAAAUUAUUAUACUUUAAACAACUGGUAUUAUUUACAAAUAGAGGUUUUAAUUUUUUUUUCUUAAUUAUUGUUAAGGAUAAUGUAAUUAUAACCAGGGACAACUUGGUUUGAUACUUAACCAAAACUAUCUUAGUUUUAUCAUGGCCCCUCUCUUUAAACUAUAAUAAUUUCUUUCAUUAUAGAUUUGUAGGGAGGCGGAGUGUUAGUUGACUGAAUAAAUUCCCCCCACAUGACUGAUACUUCUUUGAUCAACUUUUGAGAAGUAAAAGUUGACUCCUGCAGGAUUAGAACUGAGAAGAAGGCUCAAAAAUGAAACAAAAACAUUGAAAAGCAUUUAGUCUAGCACUGCCAUUAAUGAUAAUGAUUUUUAAUUGUAGUGCAAAACCUUAGAUUUGAGAGGCAAGAUAUAAUCAACUGGAUCAACCCCUACAUUGAAAGGUACAUAUUUCUUAAACAGUAGCAAAUUGGCAGUCAUUAAGUGUUGGAUAGAAGCCUUGUGGUAUUCUCACUCUGUACUACAAAUUCUGCUGAGAUCAUCUUUGCCUUCCAUUCUUUUGGGAUCAAUAAAAAAUGUACUGUCUAGAGUGAUGGAUUGAUGAUGGGUGGAAUUGUUAGAAUGCCAGCCAUUCUAACAAUUCCACUAAUAUCUGUUCCAGUUCUGAGUAUUCAUUCUGAUUUCAAAUUCUGCCCUGGCACUACUAUCAGGAGUUAUGACUGACAGAUUAGUAUAAACAAUUUGAAAAGUAGUUUACUUCGUUUGAUCA
Molecule: messenger RNA, 7321 nt
Organism: Octopus sinensis (East Asian common octopus)
Lineage: Eukaryota; Metazoa; Mollusca; Cephalopoda; Octopoda; Octopodidae
Product: kelch-like protein 20
Exons: 10
Coding region: 661-2391 (576 amino acids)
Molecular function (GO): protein binding
Source: RefSeq, a predicted model, not a curated record